AUGACAUCAUCAAUUGAGAAGAAGUCUUGGAUGAACGAGAUCAUUGCAAGAAGGUCAUCAACUUCACUACCAACAUCACCAUCAUUCAUGAACAAAUCACUCAACAAAUUGCAUCAGGCAAUAUGCCAGCGAGACUUGGCCAAGGUCAGAGCCCGUCUAUCACAGGCCAGAAAGGCCAAGAUCGAGUUGACUGAGCCUGACAACAUGGACCAGACGCCACUAUGCGCUGCCCUCAGAUUAGGUACAUACGACAUUGUUCGUGAGAUACUAAACUUCUAUCAAGUUAACAAGAUGGAUAUUAACGAACAGGAUAAGAAUGGAUACACACCAUUGCAUGUGGCGGCGAGCCACUGUGAUGAUCAGGUGAUGAUGUUGUUGCUGACAUACGAAGGCAUCAAUGUCAACCUGACGAACGACGACAACAACCUGGCGUUGCACUACUUCUGCCAGAAGUUCAAGACACCCAACUGCCAGGAGCCCUUCCAGCAGUUUCUAAAGAAGGGCGUCAACGUCAAUCUGCAGAACAAGCACGGCGAGACCCCGUUGCACAAGUCGAUCUUUAACAACUCGAUCCGUCUUCUAAUGGUCAACCUGUUGCUCGAGGCCGGUGCCGACGUCAACGUCGUGACGACACGUGGCGAGAGUCCAUUGCAUUUUGCCGUGCAUCUGGGCCGCGAGGACCUCGUAUCAGUGCUGGUGAAGGCUGGCGCUGACAUCACGAUCAAGAGUAACGAGAAGAAGACAUGCUAUGAGCUCUCCACUCAAGGAGGCAAUGUAAAAGUAAUCAAUUUCCUUAAGAAUGUACAAGAUGUUUAUAGUUGGUUGAAAUCGAUAGAGAUGGAACAGUACUGGUUGAACUUUGUAAAGGAGGAGAUAUUCAUGGACCUGUUGCCAGACAUUGAUGAGAAGACUUUGGACUCGCUAAGAAUAACAUCGAGCGGACAUCGACUGAAGAUCAUCAAGAACUGUAGAAUAUUAAAGGAACAGGCAGCGCUGGCCAGCAGCGAUCCAAACAACAACAACAAUAAUAACAACAACAACAACAACAAAUUCAACCAUUCAAUGGAGUCGAUGAAGCUCAACACACCAAACAGCAUCGAGUCCACCGGCUCCAUCUCGUCGGACGAGCUCAAGGAGACGCUGUCCAGCCUGGAGGGCAUCCACGCCAACGGCAACUACAUCAUCCAUCACUCGGAGCUCGAGUACACGCUCAAGCUCGGCGCAGGCUCCAGUGGCAAAGUGUACAAAGGCAUAUUCAGAGGAAAGGAGGUGGCCGUCAAGGUGCUCAAGGCGAUCACGACACAGUCGCAGCUGGAAGAGUUUAAGAAGGAGUUCCAGAUCAUGGCGUCCAUACGCUCCCCAUACAUGGUCACUUUCUACGGCGCAAGCCUCGACCCCAAGCUGUGCAUGGUGAUGGAGUACUGUAGUCGCGACUCGCUGUACCACGUCAUGAACACCAAGAAGUACGACAUUGGCUGGGACCGCUUCUUCCAGUUCACCAUGCAGAUGACGUUGGGCAUCCAGUGUCUGCACAACUGGUCGCCUCAGAUCGUGCAUCGCGACUUCAAGUCGCUGAACCUGCUGGUCAACGAGGACUGGGAGUGCAAGGUGUGCGACUUUGGUCUGUCACGCUUCAACACUGCCGACAACAUGGAGACGCUGUCCAAGAUCCGUGGUACGUUUGCCUAUUGUUCGCCAGAGGUGGCAAACGGCGUCGGCUCCCCCUACACCACCAAGUCCGACAUCUACAGCAUUGGCAUUGUGUUCUGGGAGCUUCUGAUGCGCGUCAUCAACGGCGAGUACUCGAGACCGUACGCCGAGUUCCAGCACAUCAAGAUGGACUUCCAGAUCAUGAUGAACUCCAAGGAGGGCCUGCGUCCCACGCUGCCCUCGCACUGUCCAGCCGGUCUCGUCGCACUGUAUAAGCAGUGUGUGCACCAGGAGGCCAGCCAACGUCCAUCGUGUGAGCAGAUCAUCGCAUCACUCAACCAGCUGCGACAAGAGUACUUGCACAACAAGCCACAGUGGGACAAGUUGCUCAAGAAGCCAACGAUCACUGCAACCAUCACCUCGACCAGUAGCGUUAAUAGCAGCAGUGGUGGCGGCAACAGUGGUGGCAGUAGCAAUGGUGGCAAUAGCAUAGGUGGUGGUAGCAACAGCUUCACCAUCACGGCCAACUCCAACUCCAUGACGUCGGGCAUCUCGCCCAUGGGAUCACCGUCCUCCUUCAAUGGCAAGGUUGGAACCAGUCCUCUAAUCAAGAGUAGUAAAUAA
This is a messenger RNA of Acytostelium subglobosum LB1, 2274 nucleotides long. RefSeq lists its product as hypothetical. Gene Ontology annotation, biological process: protein phosphorylation. Gene Ontology annotation, molecular function: ATP binding; protein kinase activity; protein binding. The transcript has 3 exons. The record is from RefSeq and is a predicted model, not a curated record. The coding region runs from base 1 to 2274 and encodes 757 amino acids. Lineage: Eukaryota; Evosea; Eumycetozoa; Acytosteliales; Acytosteliaceae.